UCAGGCCAGGGCGAAGUGUCAGUGUAGCCUAGCAGCGAGGUAGCUAAGCUUGCUUUCUCGUGUGUUUAGCAAAUUUUUUGAUUUUUUUUUUUUUAUAUAAAUAGUGUAAUUGUAGCACCCCAGAUAUGUCGUUGUUUGCUAAAAUAUUUGGAGGAGGAGGAGGAAAAGGAGGAAAGGGACCGAGCCCACAGGAGGCGAUCCAGAAACUCCGAGAGACGGAGGACAUGCUAACGAAGAAACAGGAAUUUUUAGAGAAAAAGAUCGAUCAGGAACUGCAAAUUGCCAAGAAAAACGGCACGAAAAACAAAAGAGCGGCUCUGCAGGCUUUGAAAAGAAAGAAGCGAUAUGAGAAGCAGCUCGCCCAGAUCGACGGCACGCUGUCGACCAUCGAGUCAAGAGAGGCUCUGGAGAACGCCAACACCAACACUGAAGUGCUCAAGAACAUGGGCUUCGCUGCCAAGGCCAUGAAGUCUGCUCAUGAAAACAUGGACAUUGACAAGGUGGACGACCUGAUGCAGGACAUCACAGAGCAGCAGGAGCUGGCCCAGGAAAUCUCCGACGCCAUCUCUAAACCUGUCGGCUUUGGAGAAGAGUUUGAUGAGGAUGAGCUGCUGGCGGAGCUGGACGAGCUGGAACAGGAGGAGCUGGACAAAAACCUUCUGGAGAUCGGGGGACCGGAGAACGUCCCCCUCCCCAACGUGCCUUCUUCUUCAUUACCUUCCAGACCUGCCAAGAAAGAGGAGGACGAGGACGACAUGGAGGACCUGCAGCGCUGGGCGAUGGAAGCCAUGUAAUCGCAGCAUACCUGCAUCAGAAAGGGAAGAAGAAGGAGCCAGGGGGAAUGAAUGGACUGAUAGGAUGUUGUGUAUGAGUAUAUUUUUGUGUGUCUGAUGACAGCUGACUUUAUGUAACACUACGAAAAAGCGACAAUGCUGUAGACUUUGUUUCCCCUGUCCCCUUCACAAAUACAGAGACCCCUGUGUGUCAGGGGCUUUUAUAUUGAAGCUCUAUCACCUAAUAUUUUUUUCCCCUCAAUUUUAACACAAUACUAGCACUUAAUGGUCAUUGUACUGGGCAGGGCUGUUUCAGUGCACACAGAGUUCAUACUGAGGUGUAAUAUUGUGAGCUCUGUGGUGCAAUAAAGGAGUUGUUAUCAGAUCAGUGUAACCUGCUGCGUGGCUAACGUCACUGGAGGACAGGGGGAUUUUCAUGGAGGCUUAAUCCUCACAGAUCUGUUUCCGACAUAUUUACUUGUGUUUGUGGCGUUAAACUGGCUGGAUGUUUAUUUUUUCUUUCUCCCUUCUUGACAGAAAUAACAGUCCUUUGCUCAGUUUUUUUGUUAAUGCUGUUGAAAAUAGGAGAACAGCUGAGCAUGAGCUGGAUGAUAAGCUAUGAGCUGUGUGUUUGCCAGAAUCCGAACCUCUUCUUUUGUUUCAGGCUGCGCGCUUUGUCCCUUUUCCCUCCUCCUCUUCGCCUCCUGUCGCCACUUCAGGCACUUCUCCUUCCCUCAAAGGCGUUCCCACCAGUGGUUCUUGUUAUUUGGUGUAAAUAUCCCAAAUGUUUCUCUUUUUUAUAUACUGUAUUUCUGCCGUCACUGAGAGGUUCUGUCGAGGUUGUGUGAAGCAUGAAGCAAUUUGGAAAUCACGAUACAGAUCACAACGCACGGCUAGAAAGAGAGAUGUUAAACCUCGCAGUUUCAUCCGACUCUGUCUGUCUCGGUCCUUCUCGUAAGGAUUUUUGUUUCAAAUUGUAUAAUGUUGAAAAAAUAAUAAUAAUAAACUAUUGUCACACCUUAUUAACUACAUCUUGAAGGAGAUGGUGCUUUGUAAAAGAUUAGAUUAUAGUCAAUCUACAACAUUUUGGAGUUUAAAGAGUUAAUUUCUUUUAGUUUUUUCAAAGUCAUGAUGUACAUUUUUUACAUAGAAAAAAAACCCUUAACACAGUACGAAUGGACAAGCAUGUUUGCAUUUAUAUGUUUUAUUUAUCCAGAUGAGAGUAUUAUUUGCAAAAUCAUUAAAGGUUUUCAAUUCUUU
This is a messenger RNA of Cottoperca gobio, 2033 nucleotides long. Its product is annotated as charged multivesicular body protein 4c-like. Gene Ontology annotation, cellular component: ESCRT III complex; cytoplasmic side of plasma membrane; multivesicular body. Lineage: Eukaryota; Metazoa; Chordata; Actinopteri; Perciformes; Bovichtidae. The record is from RefSeq and is a predicted model, not a curated record. Gene Ontology annotation, biological process: vesicle budding from membrane; late endosome to vacuole transport via multivesicular body sorting pathway.